Messenger RNA from Clunio marinus, 3965 nucleotides. Lineage: Eukaryota; Metazoa; Arthropoda; Insecta; Diptera; Chironomidae. The record is from the annotation of a GenBank genome assembly.
AAUUGCAAUGGAAGGUGAAUCUAAAAGUAUAUUUGGAGAUUUUUUUCUUCGGCCAAUUGCCGACGUUCGUGCUUCAAACACCACGAAAGAUAUUCCAGCACCGGCAAAAAGUACUACAAAAGUAGAGCUUCAAGUGUUGAGUCUGCAGGAAGAAAGUCACAACAUGAUAAUGUCAACAUUGAAAUACAUUCAUGGUGAUGAGUUUAACUUUGGAAGUGUAGCAGAUUAUAAAGAUCGAGGAUCGAAGAUAAAGAAGUCUUAUUGGAAGGAAAGAGGAGAGCUGGUGAUUCAAGGAGGCUUCGACUAUAGCUACAUGCGAUCAGCUGAAAGUGGUGAAGAAAAAAUGAAAGUUUAUGCUUUAGUUAAACUUGAAAGUUAUGGAUUUCACAAACGACACUGCCUCGAGUGCCUUGACAUGUUCAACGACAAUAUUGACGAUUCUAUGAAUUUAUUAUUCGAUAAAUAUUUUCCUACACGGCGAAAAGACUUUGUCGAAUGUGAUAUGAGCGAAGAAAGUCGUUACGAAAUGAUGAACGACGAGAUGGAAUCAUUGAAAUCAAUUUACAGUGCUGAAGAAUUUCAAGAAAUUGAAAAGAAUCAUAUUUGGCAAUUCAAACUUAGACUGGAUUAUCUUCUUAAGUUUUCGCCAUCAGAAGAGAAGAAAAUUGAGAAAAAGAAGCAACUGGAAAAGGAAGCUCGUCUUCAAGAGCUGCAAAGAUUGCGACUUCAUAAGAAAAAGAUUGACAUUGAUAAAUGUCGAAAUUUGAUUGAGAAAGGAAAGUGUAGAUUCGGUCCCAAAUGUAGAUACUCUCAUGACAUCAACAAGAAUGAAGACGGCUCAACAUCAGGAAUUAAAAAGAAAGACGAACCUGACGACGGCCUUCGAACGUGGUACGUUGAAAUUCGUUUUCCAAAAUGGAUCAAAUAUCCAGCAGCUGCGCCAAUCAUUCUGAUUCGAAAUAAGAUCGCUGACAUCCCCAAAUCAAUUUGCUUGCGAAUCAAUCAACGACUUAUAGAAGAAUCUCGUGAACUUGCCAAAGAUCAAAUCCCAUCUGUUUACAGUGUCAUCGAUUUACUCCGAAACGAAGAAGAAAUUUUAAGUUAUUUAAAUAAAAAUACUUUCUUUAAAUAUCCAUCAUCAGAUAUCAGCAUCUUUGACUACGACCCGUUUGAAUUAGAUAAAGAAGACGAAGAAGACGACAACAGCAAUUUACCAUCUCAUCACAGAUUGGGACGUGUCGACAAAUUCGAUAAACGAAAUUUAAGCGAUCAAGAAGUUCUCAAAGAUAAUUUGAACUUGAUCAGAAAGUUUCAAGAGAAACUAAACAAUUCUUAUUACAAAAAGAUGCUUGAAGCUCGUCAGACACUUCCUGCAUGGAGUAUGAAGGAUGAAAUUGUUAAGACAAUCAAUUCCAAUCAAGUUGUCGUUAUAAGUGGAGACACUGGUUGUGGUAAGUCAACUCAAGUUCCACAAUUUAUUCUCGAUCAUUGGAUGACGACGUCCCAAGGCCUGAAGAAUCCUUCAAAAAUCGACAUCAUUGUUACUCAACCGAGAAGAAUCGCUACAAUUGGAGUUGCUGAAAGGAUAAGUGAUGAAAGAAAUGAGAAAAUUGGUGGGGUUGUUGGCUAUCAAAUACGACUCGAAAAUAAAAUUUCAUCAUCAACACGUCUGACUUUCUGUACAACUGGAAUUCUUCUUCGAAGACUUUACUCUGAUCCACUGCUCGAUACUGUUACUCAUCUAAUUCUCGAUGAAGUUCAUGAAAGAUCAGAAGAAUCAGAUUUUCUUCUUUUAAUUCUUAAAGAAGUUCUUCAAAAGCGACCACAAUUGAAAGUUGUUCUAAUGUCAGCAACACUCAACUCAAAAUUAUUUUCUGAAUACUUUAACGGUGCACCAGUCUUAACAAUUCAAGGAAGAACAUUUCCGGUUCAACAGAUUUUCCUCGAAGAAAUUCUUGAGUGGAGUGGAUUUGUUCUUGAACCCGACACACAAUAUGCGAAGAAAAUAUCAAGAAAAGAUGAAGAACAAUUAAUGCAAGAGUUGGAAUAUGCUGAUGUGAGAGCAAACGACGCUCCACCGCCACGAUUUGCGAAAGACGAAAACUUAAAACUCGCUGAUUUGAUUGCAAGAUACAUCGACUAUUCGCGGAUGACAUGCAAGACAUUGUUUCUCAUGGAUCCACUGAAAAUCAAUCCUGAACUUAUUGAAGCAGUUCUGACUUACAUCGUAGAGUCGGAUGAACAUGAUUGGCCACGUGAAGGAACAAUUUUAGUGUUCUUGCCAGGAUUAGCUGAGAUUCAAGCCGUUUUCGAUGGACUCAUGGAUAGUAAACUAUUUGGAAGUCGCUCAAAUAACUUCGUUCUUAUUCCUUUGCAUUCGACAUUAUCAUCGGAAGAACAAAGUUUGGUGUUUAAGAAGAUGCAUGGAAAACGUAAAAUUAUUCUCAGCACGAACAUCGCUGAAACUUCUGUGACAAUCGACGAUUGUGUCUUUGUGAUUGAUGCUGGUCAACAGAAGGAAAAACAUUUUGACAGUAAUCGUAACAUGGAAUCGCUGGAAACUGUUUGGAUAUCGAGAGCAAAUGCCAGUCAAAGACGAGGUCGUGCUGGUCGUGUGAUGCCUGGAAUUUGCAUUCAUCUCUUCACUAAACAUCGACAUGACAAUAAUAUUCUCGCACAGCCAGUGCCUGAGAUUCAUCGAGUUCCUUUAGAACAACUUUUGUUAAGAAUUAAAAUGUUGCCUUGUUUUGAUGGUCACACUUUGACUUCAAUCUUAAAUCGAGCAAUUGAGCCACCAUCAGAUGACAAUGUUCAAGGGGCUGUCAAGCGACUUCAAAAUCUUGGAGCUUUUGAAAAUGAAGAUUUGACAGCUUUAGGAUCGCAUCUUGCACUUUUACCUGUUGAUGUUCGUAUUGGCAAAUUGAUGUUGUUUGGUGCAAUAUUUCAAUGUCUUGACAGUAUUUUGACAAUCUGUGCCUGUCUCAGUCACAAAUCUCCUUUCGUCUCGCCAUUCUCAAAGCGACAAGAAGCUGACGCUCGUAAACGGCAAUUCGCUAUUGGUAAUAGCGAUCAUUUGACGGUUCUUAUGGCUUAUAGAAAGUGGAAGGAAGCGAAGAAGAAAAGUCGCUAUGCUGGUCAUGUUUACACUGAAGAAAAUUAUCUUUCACUUCGAACUUUAGAGAUGCUUGGAGAAAUUAAAUUUCAGUUUCUUGAGUUGUUAAUUUCUAUCGGAUUUGUUCCUGUUGACAUGCCAAAACAACCCAAAGGAAAAGCAUUUGACGAUAAUCUAUUUGAAAUCACAGGGAAGGAAUUGAAUGCAAAUUCAGAGAAUUCUAAACUUAUUGGUGCAAUAUUGUGUGCUGCUUUGUAUCCAAAUGUUGUUAAGGUUCUCACACCGGAGAAGAAUUACGUCAACACAUUUUCGGGUGCAGUUCCACGAGCAUUUCAAGCAAGUGAAUUAAGAUUCAAGACAAAACAAGAUGGUUAUGUGAGUUUACAUCCAUCAAGUGUCAACUCAAAUGUUGGAAACUUCACUUCACCAUUUUUGAUUUAUCAAGAGAAAGUGAAAACUUCGAAGAUUUUCAUUCGUGACUCGACGAUGGUUCCCAUCAUUCCUUUGAUUUUAUUCUCAGGAACUGAUGUCAGAAUUGAGCUUCACAACAGUGAUUUUCUGUUCUUACUUGAAGAAGGUUGGCUUUUAAUUCAAGCAGAUUCAUUGAAGACUGCUGAAGGCAUGAAGUGGAUGAAAACCGAACUUAUGAAUAUUCUCGAAGAGAAGAUCAAAGAUCCGCUUUUGAACUUAUGGAAUCAUGAUCGGGGAAAGAGAGUCAUUGGGACAAUUGUUCAUCUUUUAACAAAAGAGUGAGACAAACCUUAAUGAUGUUUAAUAAAAAAAAUCAGUAACAAAAAAAGGCAGAAAGUGAAUCUAAAUAAAUAAAAAUUCUGCUUUUAAAAACAAUAGAAAA